Molecule: messenger RNA, 4350 nt
Organism: Ylistrum balloti
Lineage: Eukaryota; Metazoa; Mollusca; Bivalvia; Pectinida; Pectinidae
Exons: 33
Coding region: 1-4350 (1449 amino acids)
Biological process (GO): sphingolipid metabolic process
Cellular component (GO): lysosome
Source: RefSeq, a predicted model, not a curated record
AUGAAUAGGGAUUUAUUGAUAUGUGUGUUUUUAGUUAUUGGUUAUGUACAAAGUGCCCCAUCUUUACUACCCGUGACUGAAGGUCAGGAUGACAUCCUGUGUAACAUUUGUGAGUCGAUGGUGGAAGAUCUGAAAUCUCUAGUUGGAGAAAAUGCAACUGAGUCACAAGUGGAAGAUAAAUUGGAUGAUAUCUGUAACCGCCUAGCCGCUGACCGGGACGUGUGCACGUCCAUGGUUCACCAGUAUCUCCCAGCACUGUUUAGCAAAAUCUCCGGCGCGAUUGAUCCAAAGUCCGCAUGUGUGGAACUGAAGGUGUGUUCUAAAACGGAGGAGGUUAUUAGUAACGAAACCCCAAAAGUAUUUGGCAAUGAAAAUGUAUUAAGCAAUGAAAUACCACUGGACUCAGAGACAGAAUAUAUUCCAGAAAAUGUUAUUGAUAACGUGAUUCCACAGUUUCCACAUCCGUACAGUGGCAGGAAAGGAAAACCAGUCAACAUCAAACAAAAGCUUGCCAGUAAUGAAACAUGUGAGAUUUGUGAAUUCCUGAUUCAAGUCUUGGACGCUUCCAUAGCAACCAAUCAAACCGAGGCAGCAAUCAACAAGACUAUCAUGCAAAUCUGUGCCGCUCUUCCUGCCGAACUGUCGUCUUUUUGCAAGUCGAUUACCCCUGCUCUACUGAAUGUUUUGGAAAAAGGCGUCGAUCCUGAGAAGGGAUGCACAACCCUCAGACUUUGUGAAACAUCUGAUGGAAUAGUGAACAUGAAGAGCCUUACCUGUGACAUGUGUCAGACGUCGAUGAAGGAGGCCUUUGGACGGAAUGGCGAGAAGGUAUGCAAUGAGGUUCGAGGACUCUGCAAGACUAAGAAAGCUGGAUCUAAUGCUUACAAAGAGCCAGUAAAGUAUAAUGACUUUGAAGAGGUUUCGGGAGGUAAAAUGGCCACCAUCCCUAACGAGGAGGAUAACGGAAUAGAGGCCAAUCCCCUGGAAUGUGAGCUCUGUAAGCUGUUGGUAGAUGAAAUCGACCAGGUCCUGGUCAACAACCGGUCAGAGGAGGUCAUCAACGCAACCAUUUAUCAACUGUGUGGAGAAGUACCCGGUGGCAUGAAAAACUUCUGCCUCACCUAUGCCCCACGAAUUGUCCAAUUACUGGAGACUGGCUUUGAUCCCUCGAUUGUCUGCACUAUAGCACGAGCCUGUGCUGCUACGUCGACCCCUGCUGAAGAAGAACCAGUGGAAACCCAAAGGAAAGGACUGGAUGACAUUCUAAAAGAUCUGCUUCAUAACGAAAUCAAUAAUCCAGAGGAUGGUAAAUGUGAUGUUUGUAAAGCCAUCAUCGAGAUAAUGGACAGGUAUUUAGAUAGUAACCAGACCAAGGAUGCCAUCAACAAUACCGUGUAUGGAUUGUGUGCAAGUCUUCCAGGAGACUUCCAACAAUUAUGUGACAGUGUUGCGCCACAAGUUGUGGUUGCAGUUGAAUCAGGACUGGAUCCUACCUCUGCCUGUACUUUCGUCAAACUUUGCUCCUCAGGUAGUUUUUUGACUCCAGUUGAAGAAGAGGAACCAGUUGAAGCCACAAGAAAAGAAGAACUAGAAGACGUCAUAAAGGAUCUGCUUCCCAACGAAGUCAACAACCCAGAAGAUGGUAAAUGUGAUGUUUGUAAAGCCAUCAUCGAGAUAAUGGACAGGUAUUUAGAUAGUAACCAGACCAAGGAUGCCAUCAACAAUACCGUGUAUGGAUUGUGUGCAAGUCUUCCAGGAGACUUCCAACAAUUAUGUGACAGCGUUGCGCCCCAAGUUGUGAUUGCAGUUGAAUCAGGACUGGAUCCUUCCUCUGCAUGUAGUUUCGUCAAACUCUGCACUUCAGGUAACUUUAAACUUUUGGGUGAAGAAAUUGAAGACAGAGUCAAGGAUGUGGAAGAGGAUUUAGAAGUUGGGGACACCAAAUGUGAGCUGUGUAAAUUGGUAAUCAACCUGGUAGACCAAUAUAUCGGUCGUAACACUUCCAUGUCGGGACUCAACAGCACCGUGUACGAAUUGUGUGGUCUGCUUCCGGGGGAUAUCAAGGCCACCUGCGACUUGCUUGCACCUGGGCUUGUGAAGGCUAUGGAAAGCGGUUUUGAUCCAGCAAGAGCAUGUGAUUUCAUCAAACUCUGCGCUAACGACACUAUGGUAGAAGCGUUUGAUGAAGAAGAAGAAGAAAUUGAAGAAGUAGAACACCAACAGACCAUAAAACUAACAGGCUUCGACGGAAUCAAAGCAGAGAUAGAAAGAACGAUUAUGAAGGAUGUGGAAGGUUUUGGGGACGACAAGUGUGAUCUCUGUGAGUUCGUCAUCAACCUGCUCGACCAGUACAUAGAAAAAAAUUCAUCUCAAAUAGCCAUCAACAACACGGUGUAUGAACUUUGUGGAUUUUUACCAUCAGACAUCAAAGCUGCCUGCAAUCUCUUUGCACCUCAGCUGGUAAAGGCAAUGGAAAGCGGGUUUGAUCCUUUGAGGGCGUGUGAAGCUGUCGGGCUCUGCACUAACGGUUCCAGUGUAGAACCUCAAUUGGUUGAGGUAGAGCCAAUCGUUGAGCCUCGAAGCCAAGAGGAGGAGGAGGAACCCAUGGGUGAAGAGAUGGAACCAAGAAGUGAGGAAGAUAAAUUAAGGGUAGAGGAGGUCGAGCCAAGAAAUGAAGAAGUUGAGCCAAUGGGUGAAGAAGAAGAGCCAAGAGUAGAAGAAGUUGAACCAAUGGGUGAAGAAGAAGAGUCAAGAGUAGAAGAAGUUGAGCCAAUGGGUGAAGAAGAAGAGCCAAGAGUAGAAGAAGUUGAGCCAAUGGGUGAAGAAGAAGAGCCACGAGAAGAAGUUGAGCCAAUGGGUGAAGAAGAAGAGUCAAGAGUAGAAGAAGUUGAGCCAAUGGGUGAAGAAGAAGAGCCAAGAGUAGAAGAAGUUGAGCCAAUGGGUGAAGAAGAAGAGCCAAGAGAAGAAGAAGUUGAGCCAAUGGGUGAAGAAGAAGAGUCCAUUAUCGGGGAGAACGAUUCAAUGGCCAGGCAUGUCAAGGCUAUCACACAACCUGGGGAGCAACAUUCCCUUCAGUUGGAAGAAUCAGAAGAGGAACACAUGCCUAUUUAUUAUAAAGAGGAUCACAUUGUAGAGGAGCACGAAUUAGAAAAUGCUGACGCUCGUUGUGAACUUUGUGAAUUAAUGAUUGGUAUUGUGGACCGUUAUUUAGAAGCGAACACCACCCAGCAGAAGCUGAAUGAAACAGUAUACAAUCUUUGUGGAGUUCUACCGUCAACUCUCAAGAGUUCAUGUCUGUUGAUAGCUCCAAAAGUUGUGAGUACAAUAGAAGGAGGUUUAAACCCAGAAUCAGCAUGUACACAGGCCAACUUCUGUGUAAAUGGUACUGAACUGGAGUUCCCCAUCCAGGUACCAGGGCUGACCUGUGAAGCCUGUCAUGGUAUUGUAGAACUAACCAACCCGGCGAUGUAUGAUGUGGAGACUGCUGACAACAUUUGCGCUGCGUCUUGCCCUCGAAGACACCGGCGGUCAGCUCCAGGUUCCCAGUUUCUGAACAUUUUGCAGGUUUUACGAGAUGACCCAGCCUGGUCCUGUGAUGUUUGCGAAUUCAUGGUGAAGGCGGUCAAUGUUAUGUUGACCGACAACCAGACGAUUGACAAGGUCACAGAUCGCCUAAUGGCGCUGUGCAGCUACUUCCCUGCUCCCUACGCUCAAACGUGUAAGAACUCAGUGGUGGAGGUCGUCGAAGAAUUUGACAAAGGCAUCGAUGUGAUGAAGUUUUGUAACAUUGAUAACGGAAACCAAUGUGGAAACGGUUUCCAGGAUAUGGACCUGUUACUUACCACUCUAGGUAAACCUGAGGAGUGGGAGUGUAACAUCUGUAAAAAAGCGAUGUCCACCAUGAACUCCUUGUUGGAUCAAGACUAUGAGCAAAUCAAAAUGUACAUGAGCGGUGUUUGUGAGAGGAUGUCUGCUCCACACAACCAACAGUGCCAUGUCUAUAUACAGACACAAGGUGACCAGGUGUUCAACAGAAUUAUUGAAAGACUUCUCAGCCCAACAGAGGUGUGUCAGUUCGCAGGAAUUUGCUCAGUAAAACCACAACACCAUCCUAACACAACCACGCCUCCAUUUGUUCUGUUCUCUCAGGAAGCUGCGCCUCCAUUUGUUCUGUUCUCUCAGGAAGCUACGCCUCCAUUUAUUCUGUUCUCUCAGGAAGCUACGCCUCCAUUUGUUCUGUUCUCUCAGGAACCUAUGCCUCCAUUUGUUCUGUUUUCCCUGGAAGCUACGCCUCCAUUUGUUCUGUUUUCCCUGGAAGCUACGCCUCCAUUUGUUCUGUUCUCUCUGUAA